AGAGAAUUCAGAUUUCAGAGGAAGGCUUUCAGCGCUCCCAUUCGACAUUCUUGUUCUGUUGUUCUUCGACAUCUCUCUCUCUCUCUCUCUCUCUCUCAGUUUCUUAAGAUGUCUUGGCUUUCAAUUCCACUCCCAAAUCCGUUCAAAUCGCAGGAAUCCGAUGAAGAGAAUUCACCAGGGAAAGAAGAGGAGGAUUCAGAAGAAGAGAGCUCCUCUAAUGUAGGAGUGAAGGAAGACUUAUCAGAGCUCGGAAAAACCAUUGGCCGGCAGCUCUGGGGGAUGGCGUCCUUCCUCGCUCAUCCGCCAGUUUCUGCUUCCUCCUCUGACGCUGUCGAUUCUUCGAGUUCUUCUCCUUCUCCUUCUUCCCAGGCGUUUGUUGGUAUUCGGAAUGAUUUUGCAGAGAUACGUGGUAGCUUCAAGUCGGGUCUUUCUCUAUUGUCUAACAAUAUGGCUGUUAGUGAGAUUUCGAGGUUGGCCUCGAACCUAUUACAGUUCCAGGAAGAAGAUGAGGAGGAGGAGGGAGAUGGAGAUGACUCUUCUGGGAAGAAUCAUGGUGGCGGUGAUGGCAUUGCUGGGGUUACGGAUGAGGUUUCGGUAUUCGUUCAGGAGAUGUCAAUGCGACCGGAAUUCUGGCUUGAUUUCCCAAUGAUAAUGGAUGAUGAUUUUGAUAUGUCCGAUGCUCAGAGAGAACAUGCUUCUGCUGUUGAAUGCUUUAUUCCAAGUUUAGCAGCUCUUAGAGUUAGGCUUUGCCCAAGUAAUAUGAAUGAGGGACAAUUUUGGAUGAUAUAUUUCAUUAUGUUGUAUCCAAAGAUGAAUGAGAAUGAGCGCAAGCUUCUAUUAACACCCCAGAUUGUGGAAGCCAGAGAUAGACUACUGCAGGAGCUUCAAAUGAGGAAGAAUAAACAACUGGAGUGCCCUAAGACUGAUGAUUCUCCCUCUCUAGAGGUGAGCAACAGUACUGGUCAUAACAUCCAAGAAGGGAACAGCUCAGUUCAGGAAAAGGAUGUUUUGUCUGCGACUGUAAAUGCAGAUCACCAGGUAGACAUUGAUGAACAGGAGAAUAUCGAGAAAUGGUUAGAGGAAGAAAGUAAUGGGACAGAUACUUGCUUUGAUGCCAAAAAACAUCUUGGAAAUGAGGAAGAUGUCUCCUUCAGUGAUUUAGAAGAUGAUGAUGACAAUGAUGCUUUUAGAAGAGAACAGCACUCAAAUUCAGCAGCAGAGGUUGUUGGAGCUUCUUCAACAAAUGAAUCAAAUGAAUGGGUUCAACUGAAUGAAAGUUCUGAUACUCGAGGUGGCAAGAAAAACUCAGUCCAAUCACCUUUGCAGGAGAAAGAUUCAGAGGGUGAGUCAAGUGACUGGCUUACUGUUGAUGAUUUUGAUUGAGGCAUUUCAAUAACUGCUUGAGGCCAAAUUCAUGUAAAGUUCUAUGCCAAUUAUCUUUACCUUUUGUCUUUCAUCCUAUAAAAUAAGCUUUAUUAUUUAAAUUAGUAAUCAUUAUGGAUAAACUCACAUUGUCAAUUACCUAUUGUUACUGUGAUGUGUUACACCAUUGUUUAUCUCAUACCACAUCUGUUUAUUCUGUGUAUACUUUGUUC
Molecule: messenger RNA, 1595 nt
Organism: Nelumbo nucifera (sacred lotus)
Lineage: Eukaryota; Viridiplantae; Streptophyta; Magnoliopsida; Proteales; Nelumbonaceae
Source: RefSeq, a predicted model, not a curated record